This is a messenger RNA of Triplophysa rosa, 1010 nucleotides long. It is a transcript of the gene cfap410, whose product is annotated as cilia and flagella associated protein 410. Gene Ontology annotation, molecular function: protein binding. Gene Ontology annotation, cellular component: U4/U6 x U5 tri-snRNP complex. Gene Ontology annotation, biological process: cytoskeleton organization; mRNA splicing, via spliceosome. NCBI's taxonomy places the organism in Eukaryota, Metazoa, Chordata, Actinopteri, Cypriniformes, Nemacheilidae. The transcript has 7 exons. Bases 184 to 1008 code for a protein of 274 amino acids. The record is from RefSeq and is a predicted model, not a curated record.
UACUUUGGUAUCUUUUUUAGUUGUAUUAUUUAUUCACACGUUCAGGAAUGAUGAGGGAUUUAAAUAAAUGUUCACGUGUCGCCCCCUGCUGCUCAUGCGGUGAACCGAGCGGAGUGUCUUGCGCUGUUGUCAUGGACACGGAGUCACGCGCAUGCGCACUGGCAGACGUCCAGCAGCGCCGUCAUGUUCGCAGGAGCUGCUAAGAUCAACGGGGACGAAUUUCAACUCGAAAACCUUCAUUUCAGCGACAUGAAACUAACACGUAAACUCGUUCUGGCUCGAGCGAAAGCGUCAGACCUCGAGAGUGUGAAGAAAUUAAACUGCUGGGGCUGCAAUCUGACAGAUAUCUCUCUAUUUUUGGAAAUGCCUAACAUUGAGGUUCUCACACUGAGUGCUAAUAAAAUCUCAUCUCUGGAGCACAUAUCAUCAUGUCAGCGUCUCACUGAGCUGUAUUUGAGACGGAACAACAUUCCGAGUCUGUCAGAACUGAAGCACCUGAAGAAUUUGACCCGUUUAAAGGUUCUGUGGUUAGCGGAGAAUCCGUGCUGCGCUUCUGACCCGACCCAAUACCGUCUGACCGUCCUCAGAAAUCUGCCCGGACUGCACAAACUCGACAAUCAGGCGGUCACAGAGGAGGAACUCAUUCUAGCAUUUAAGGAAGGGGAGGAGCUUGUCACACCUCCAAGCUCCGCCCCUCUUAAGUCCACCAAUGGCCUCACAGAAGCAGACUCCGAGACUGACCCUCUCAAUUACAGCAUGGAGGAAACCAAUCAAAUUCGCGCUCAGCUGGGAAUGAAGCUGUUGCCCAGAGACAAGUUCCCAUCGCUGUCGUCCCUGCGGGAGCCUGGAGAAACAUCCAAGACAAAGAGUCACACACUGGAGGCGGUUCUUCUCCUGCUGCAGGAUCUGGACAUCAAUGAACUGAAGAUCGUUCAAUCGGUCGCUGAGAGCAAACUGAGAUCACGCAGUCGACAGAGAGACCGUCAGAAAUCUCCCAUCUGUAUGUAAAA